Solanum verrucosum is the source of this 868-nucleotide messenger RNA. RefSeq lists its product as uncharacterized. NCBI's taxonomy places the organism in Eukaryota, Viridiplantae, Streptophyta, Magnoliopsida, Solanales, Solanaceae. The transcript has 6 exons. The record is from RefSeq and is a predicted model, not a curated record. Bases 1 to 723 code for a protein of 240 amino acids.
AUGCGAAGAAACCCGAAAACCAGCGCCCAGAACCAAACUCCAGAAUCACAAAACCCAGUCCAGAAAUGCAAAUCGAACCCAAAUCGUGAAGCUCAGCCCAGCGAUGCGAGCAGCGAUGUGUCUCUCAAAAUCAGACGACUCUCUUCACUCUUUCAUUGGGAAUUUGGUACAAAAUGGAGCUGGCAUCCUUAUCCCAUCCAUGAAGAGAGGAAGCUGUCGGACAGCAAGGGAAAUAGGCGUAUCGGUUCCGAAAAGCUGAAAACAGGACGAGAUACGCCUGUAUACACCGAUAUAGCUGGUGUAUACACUGAUAUACGGGGAGAAAUACUGAAAUACAGGUGGAUUUUUCCCCAUAUUACGUAUGAUUCAGAGGAAGAUUUUCGCCCAUAUUACCCCCAGAAAAUGGAUAAAGCUGUUUGGGAGAAGUACUACCAACAGAUUAAGAAAAGCGAGGGAUUUGAUAUCACAGAUUAUCCCGUACAGUGUGCGAUGACAACUGUCUACCCAGUGCCAUACUACUUGAAUGAUCCUAAGAAUGAUGAAACGGGCAUCAAUUAUGAGGUCAAUGGCAUUUUGAUGGUGAAUGGAGGUGGUUGUCAUGACUUCAUCUUCUAUAUCACCUCUUCUGUUAAAACGUCUGAUGGUAAGGAUAUCAUUUUUCAAGCAAAAGUUAUGAAAGAUUUAAAUUAUUGCUUGCCGUUUCCGGUGAUCAGGCCGAAGUAGGGGCUUGCCUAUGGACAAAGCUUUAAUAGCUUGGUGUGCCUGUUUGACUCCAUAAAAGAGGCUAACUUCUGAAGCCAUGCUUACCUAGCAAGUCAUCAAAUGGAAAUGGAUUUUGGUCACUUUUAGUAACAAGACAUCUUUUUUU